This is a messenger RNA of Chrysoperla carnea, 580 nucleotides long. RefSeq names its product thialysine N-epsilon-acetyltransferase-like. The record is from RefSeq and is a predicted model, not a curated record. Gene Ontology annotation, molecular function: N-acetyltransferase activity. The coding region runs from base 71 to 559 and encodes 162 amino acids. The transcript has 5 exons. Lineage: Eukaryota; Metazoa; Arthropoda; Insecta; Neuroptera; Chrysopidae.
AAAUAUUAACGUUUUUAGUUGUUGUUACUAAGUGUUCAAUUAAUUUAUAUAAUUUUUAAACACUUAAAUAAUGGAUUUUAACAUUAGAAAAGCAGUUUCAAAUGAUAUGAUCCAUGUUUAUGGAAUGAUAAAGGAGUUGGCUGAGUUUGAAAAUAUGCCUAAUGGUCCACAAAUUGAUGAGAAAAAAUUAAUUGAAGAUGGAUUUGAAUCCGAAAAUCCUAUAUUCAAAUGUUUCGUAGCAGAAUGUACAGAUUCAAAAAUAGUUGUGGGAUACGCUAUUUAUUUCCCUAUAUAUUCGACUUGGGAAGGUCGUGCAUUGUUUUUAGAAGACUUAUAUGUAAAACCUGAAUAUAGAAAGCAUCAUAUUGGAUUGAAAUUGAUAAAAGCCGUAGCGAAGCAAGCAUUGAGUGAAAAUUGUAAACGAUUAGAUCUUCAUGUCUUAUCUUGGAAUCCUGCAAUGAAAUUUUAUGAAAAAUUAAAUGCAGUCAACUUAACCAAAAGUGAAGAUUGGAAUUUUGUACGAUUUGGAACAGAUGCCAUAGCAAAACUAGCUGAAUAACAAACAACAAACCGGUUAUAA